AGAAGUGCGAUGAUGUGCGGGUGAGAGAAAAUGCGGGAGGAUUUCAGCUGAUCCGAUGGCUGCCAGAAGCCAGGUGGGCCCUACUCACAAGGGUUCGGGAAUAGUCUUUAGGCUUCUGGGGAUAGCUGAGAAGCGGUUCUGCUGAUUGGAGGGGCACUGGUCCCUGGGUCCUGGGAUGGUUGGACACCAGACGGAUCAAUUGCAGCCUGGACAUUCAGAGCAGCUUUGAGUGCCCAGCCUGCACAGACCCCUGCACAGCCCUCAGCACAACCAGGCCUUGGUGACUGGGGGACCCCUCUUCUGUGGACUGGUUCCACUCCUGCAGAUCUAAGAGAGACAAGGACCACUGUCCACCAUGGUGAAGCUGGGCUGCAGCUUUUCAGGGAAGCCAGGCAAAGACCCUGGAGACCAGGAUGGGGCUUCCACAGACAGUGUCCCUCUGAUCAGUCCCCUGGAUGUCAGCCAGCUCCAGCCACCAUUCCCUGACCAGGUGGUUAUCAAGACACAGACAGAAUACCAGCUCUCUUCUCCAGACCAAUCAAAGAAGUUCCCAGACCUGGAGGGUCAGAGGCUGGCUUGCAGCCACCCAGAGGAAGGGCGCAGGCUGCCCACUGCUAGGAUGAUUGCCUUUGCCAUGGCACUUAUGGGCUGUGUGCUGAUCAUGUACAAAGCCAUCUGGUAUGACCAGUUCACCUGUCCAGAUGGCUUCCUGCUUCGGCACAAAAUCUGCACCCCACUGACCCUGGAGAUGUACUACACCGAGAUGGACCCAGAGCGCCACCGCAGCAUUCUGGCAGCCAUUGGGGCCUACCCGUUGAGCCAUAAGCAUGGCACUGAGAUGCCUCCGGCCUGGGGAGACAGCUCCCAUGCCCCCAAGGAGGAGCACAAGGACCCCACCCAGGCAGCAGUGGAUGUGGCAGCUUCGGGAACUGAGUCUCCUGGGAAGCCCUUGGCCAAGGAAGAGGAAGAGGAUGCACAGAAGCAGGCAGGCAGUGUGCCACCCACUACACCUCAAUGAUGUCUGUGCCCUUGCUUGCUCUGGUAGAUGUUCACCCCUGCAGGGCCUGGCUGGCUGGCAGUGGGCAUUCCUGGGCUUCUGUUCCCCUACCUGUUUGUCCUUCCCCUCAGGGAGAAACCACCACCAGGUUCAGGACUGGGGUCUCCCAGUGCUACCCUGCUCCUCUCAUUCUGACUUUCUGACUUUAUAGCAUCCCUGCAAGCACCUGUGUCAGAGUGCAGCAUAAUGCUCCCUCGUCGCUGUGUUUGUGCUACUGCCCUCUUGUACUCCUCUGAAGCCCCUGACCCUAGUGGUCCUCUGGCUCUGUCACUUUUCUGUUAGUAAAUAUUCAUGUCAACUUGGA
This is a messenger RNA of Jaculus jaculus (lesser Egyptian jerboa), 1361 nucleotides long. It is a transcript of the gene Caly, whose product is annotated as calcyon neuron specific vesicular protein. The record is from RefSeq and is a predicted model, not a curated record. Gene Ontology annotation, biological process: G protein-coupled dopamine receptor signaling pathway; endosomal transport; clathrin coat assembly. Gene Ontology annotation, cellular component: endosome; membrane. The coding region runs from base 356 to 1018 and encodes 220 amino acids. The transcript is spliced from 5 exons. Lineage: Eukaryota; Metazoa; Chordata; Mammalia; Rodentia; Dipodidae. Gene Ontology annotation, molecular function: clathrin light chain binding.